AUGAAAUCGUGCGAUGAUUGCUUUUGAUUCUCCGUCCUGGUGAGAGUGCCCUUCGAGAGCAGCAACAUGACAAGCUACACUGACAAAGGGGAAAAGCCAGAGAAAGGCAAAUUUGUAAGGUUCCACCAUUUGACGUUCUGGGUGGGCAAUGCUAAACAGGCGGCGGCCUUCUACUGUGAUAAGAUGGGCUUUGAGCCUCUGGCCUAUAAAGGCUUAGAGACAGGCAGCAGAGAGCUGGUGUCUCAUGUCAUCAAACAAGACAAGAUUAUAUUCGAAUUUGCGUCUCCUCUAAAUCCCGGAAACGAAGAGAUGGGGGAGCACAUUAUCAAACACGGCGACGCUGUUAAGGACAUUGCCUUCCAAGUAGAAAACUGUGAAUUUUUAGUCCAGAAAGCCAAAGAGAGAGGAGCAGUGAUUGUUAAAGAACCGUGGGUAGAACAGGACAAGUUUGGCAAAGUAAAAUAUGCCAUAAUACAAACGUAUGGAGAUACCACCCACACAUUUGUGGAGUACCUAACCCCUUAUAAAGGCCUGUAUCUACCUGGCUAUCAUGAACCUCUUUUUAGAGACCCACUGCUCCCUAAAUUGCCUCCAAUUUCCCUGAACUUCAUCGACCACAUUGUUGGAAACCAGCCAGAUGAUGAAAUGGUGCCAAUAUCAGACUGGUACCAAAAGUGUCUGAUGUUCCACCGGUUCUGGUCCAUAGACGAUAAACAGAUCCACACUCAGUACAGCUCUCUUAGGUCUAUCGUGGUUGCCAACUAUGAGGAGACCAUCAAAAUGCCCAUCAACGAGCCGGCGCCAGGGAGGAAGAAAUCACAGAUCCAGGAGUAUGUUGACUAUAACGGAGGACCCGGAGUUCAGCAUAUUGCCCUGAACACCUCAAACAUCAUCGAAACAAUAGUGAACCUGAAAGCCCGGGGCAUGGAGUUCCUGUCCACUCCAGACACCUAUUACGACACCCUGCGUGAGAAUCUCAAGGCUGCCAAGAUCAAAGUGAAGGAGGACCUGAAGACCCUGCAGGAGCUUAAAAUCCUAGUAGAUUUUGACGAUAAGGGCUACCUGCUGCAGAUCUUCACCAAACCCGUGCAGGACAGACCCACUCUGUUCCUAGAGGUCAUCCAGAGACAUAACCACUUUGGUUUUGGGGCCGGCAACUUCAAAUCCUUGUUCGAGGCCAUUGAGAAAGACCAGGAUGCCAGAGGAAACCUCACUGUCCUGACUGCUGACGGCAUGCCCAAGAAUUUUCAUUAACAAAUUCAUGCAACUGGUGUAAAAGAGUCAUGCACAGAUUAGCACAUGACUACUAAUGUUGCAGGAAUGCGUGGAAUAGAACCGGAGAAAGCCACCAGUUCAUACACUUUAACCUCACAAAGUUUUUGCACUUACAGUGACAUACAUGUGACAUACAUGUGACUGUAAUGUUUUAUCAAUUAAAUACUCUUGAUGAUACUAAAAUGUAUUGGGAUCAUUUAUUGUAUGGGAUUUUACAGAUGUGGAGA
Messenger RNA from Clarias gariepinus (North African catfish), 1502 nucleotides. RefSeq names its product 4-hydroxyphenylpyruvate dioxygenase a (gene hpda). Gene Ontology annotation, molecular function: 4-hydroxyphenylpyruvate dioxygenase activity. NCBI's taxonomy places the organism in Eukaryota, Metazoa, Chordata, Actinopteri, Siluriformes, Clariidae. The record is from RefSeq and is a predicted model, not a curated record. Gene Ontology annotation, biological process: L-tyrosine catabolic process. The coding region runs from base 67 to 1254 and encodes 395 amino acids. Gene Ontology annotation, cellular component: endoplasmic reticulum membrane; Golgi membrane. The transcript has 14 exons.